Messenger RNA from Melanotaenia boesemani (Boeseman's rainbowfish), 1360 nucleotides. RefSeq names its product neurexophilin-2-like. The transcript is spliced from 2 exons. Gene Ontology annotation, molecular function: signaling receptor binding. The record is from RefSeq and is a predicted model, not a curated record. Lineage: Eukaryota; Metazoa; Chordata; Actinopteri; Atheriniformes; Melanotaeniidae. Bases 53 to 973 code for a protein of 306 amino acids.
AGAGUAAGCUUCAACUUGGUGAAUCACUAGGGUGGACAGAACAGCUCCGUGGAUGGAGAAUCGCUGCUGCAACAUGAGGUCUUUGUGUUUGAACUUUGCCAUCACCUGUCUGUGGAUCCUUCCUUCAGCGGUCCAAGACACACCCAAGCCUCUAGUCUUUAAGAAUGCACAGUGGGGACAUGAGGAGGUGGGAGGAGAAGAUGCUGAAGGAGCAGCUCUGAAGGUUAAACAUGCUUCCAAAGAUUUACAGAUCAUCUCCACCAAACACAAAACCCCUGCUUAUGGCUCGCUCAGCCCCUAUGGAUGGCCUCAGAACUUUUCACAAGCCCCUGACCAGUAUCUGUACCGCCCUCCUCCAAAAUCCAAACCUCCUGCUAAAACAUCUACAAAGGCCAAGAAGAUCCUGGGCUGGGGAGAUUUUUACUUCAACGUGAAAACAGUGAAGUUCAGCCUCCUUGUUACAGGAAAAAUUGUGGAUCACAUCAAUGGAACAUUUAGUGUCUACUUUCGCCACAACUCAUCCCGUCUGGGGAAUAUAUCAGUCAGCAUUGUUCCUCCUUCCAAAGCUGUAGGAUGGGAGAUUCUGGAUCCUGCAUCUGAGAAGAGUCACACCAAAAACUCUGUCCUGUUUCCAGAUCUGACAUCCCAGCUUCAAAGCCCUCCUCAGUCCACCAGCUCCACUCCUUCAGAACAGCAGAAACAUCAGCGGGACAUGAUGAUGGUGACUGAACUUAACUGCCGCAUUGAGUACCAGAGAACCAACCGGUCCAAGAAGACCAAACCUUGCAUGUAUGACCCAGGCCAGACCUGCUACUCAGAAAACACCCAGUCCCAAGCAGCUUGGAUCUGUGCCAAACCCUUUAAGGUUAUAUGCAUAUUCAUUGCCUUCACUGGCACGGAUUACCGGCUGGUGCAGAAGGUUUGUCCAGAUCGCAACUUUCAGACUGAACCAAACCAACAGCACCUUGGAUGAUGCAUUCAGGGAUCCUGGGACUGAGCAAGUGAACUGUUCAUUCAUCCUUCAUACAGGCUUCAAAAUGAUUAAUUCACUUUUCAAUAUAGAUUAAAGAUUGACUGCUUUAAGCACAUUUUUAACUUAGAAACUAGUUUUUAUCUGGUUUGUAGUUGCAGUUUGAGCUGGAACUGUGGUAAUAGCAGUGUUUUAAAGCAUGAGCUUUAUGUUGUCUGUAGCUGCUCUCAUUGGUGAAAACGUGACACGUCUUAUUUUCUGUAGUGCUUUUUACUUUGUGGGUUUUCAAACAAAAUUUGAUAAGAUAUACUGUCGAUUUCUAUAGUCAGUGAUAAUUUCUUAGCUUAGCAAUAUAACUAAAUACUGUACAUAUUUAGACAUAAAAUGUAG